This is a messenger RNA of Oncorhynchus masou masou (cherry salmon), 2108 nucleotides long. Its product is annotated as CKLF-like MARVEL transmembrane domain-containing protein 6. The transcript is spliced from 5 exons. The record is from RefSeq and is a predicted model, not a curated record. Gene Ontology annotation, cellular component: membrane. Bases 143 to 706 code for a protein of 187 amino acids. Lineage: Eukaryota; Metazoa; Chordata; Actinopteri; Salmoniformes; Salmonidae.
CGUUCAUUUGCGGAAGUGCGGAUCUAGGUUUUAAACAAGAACGCAACAACAAAGGGCAUUGCAUUGGAAAGUCGUGGAAAUACGAUAUCUAUCGCCAAGGCAUACCUAUUCAGUUGGCUGCUCCAAACUUCACGCUCACACCAUGGCUGCGGCGGAACCAGUCUACAGUCCAACAACAGUUUCAGAGACCAAAUCCAAAAAGUGGUUAAUUGUACCAACAGAUAAUUUGGAUAAAGUCAGAUGUUUGAUAAAGGUGGUGGAAGUGCUCCUGUCGUUUGUGGCCUUCAUUCUUGAAGAGGUAGUGACGAACUGUAUGAGCUGCUCUCCGCUGUACUUCUUUGAGUUUGUCAGCUGCACAGCCUUCCUCUUCACAGCUCUCCUCCUCAUCCUCCUCGCUACCACCCUGCACAAGAGAGUGGGCAUCAGCUGCUGGCCCUCCGUGGACUUUGUGUACACAGCUUUGAUGGCUGCAUUCUUCCUCAUCGCCUCCAUUGUGUUUGCCUCAGAUAAUGGUGGAACUGACCUGGAGAAUGCUGCUGUGGCAUUUGGCUUCCUGGCCACUGUGGCAUUCCUGGUGGAUGCUGGCUGGUUUGUGAAGACCAGGGGUUUUCCUUUUAAAAAGACCAACCAGCAAGCCGCGAGCAACGGCGGGGCCCCCGUGGCAGAGGCCGAGAAACUCAACAGGGAACAGAACGAAGCAGACUAGGCCCAAGGAUACCUAACGAGUGUAACACUGGUAUCUCUUUCUCCCACAUUUACACACUCAAACAAGCAACACAUGAAGACUAUCAGAGGGUCACCUUAUAUCUGCUUAAAGGAAGGAAAGAAAUCUCCAGUAGUUUUAACAUCUUAUUCAGAGCUUUUAUUCUCAGCAGUGGGACCAUUUUUGUAGGAGACAUGGUCUGUGUUGUAUACAUUCUGUUUCCUUGGACCAUGGACCUGCUUGGAAUGGGACAACUCAUUGAUAAAAAUAGACCAAGGCUCUCCAACCCUGUUCCUGGAGAUCUAUCCUCCUGUAGCUUUUCACUCCAACCCUGUUCCUGGAGAUCUAUCCUCCUGUAGCUUUUCACUCCAACCCUGUUCCUGGAGAGCUAUCCUCUUGUAGCUUUUCACUCCAACCCUGUUCCUGGAGAGCUAUCCUCCUGUAGUAGCUUUUCACUCCAACCCUGUUCCUGGAGAGCUAUCCUCCUGUAAGUUUUCACUCCAACCCCAGUUGUAACUAAUCUGGUUCAGUUUAUAACUAUGUAAUUAUUAGAAUCAGGUGUGUUAGAUUAGGGUUGGAGUGUGAACCUACAGGAGGGUAGCUCUCCAGGAACGGGGUUGGAGUGAACCUACAGGAGGGUAGCUCUCCAGGAACGGGGUUGGAGUGAACCUACAGGAGGGUAGCUCUCCAGGAACGGGGUUGGAGUGAACCUACAGGAGGGUAGCUCUCCAGGAACGGGGUUGGAGUGAACCUACAGGAGGGUAGCUCUCCAGGAACAGGGUUGGAGAGUCCUGGAAUAGACUAUUGUGAGAUUAAGAUCACUGUAUUGCCUUACCACUGACUGUCAUUCCUGCAUUUCUCAGUGUUACUGGGAUGAGCACAUAUCUGUACUUGCAAUUGCAUCUUAUCAAGAUGGCUCGAGCUAUGCAAAAUGAGGUAUCCAAUCUCUCUCUAAAAAAUGGUUUGGGAGUUGAAGAACAAUAUUUAUCCAGUUAUUUCGUCAAACCCAACACUUUCAUAUCCAUUUCGGAAAGUACAGUUACAUUAUUUAACUGGAAGAAAUCGUUUUAAAAGUCAACCAUUUAUUAGCCAGUUAAGGAAUGACAAUAUGAUUAAAUUCAAACUCUUUAGGGAACAGUAAAGCCAGAAACGUUUCUACAGAAAUAUGAUAUAUAUGUUUUAAUGGGCCCCUAUGUCUGUCAUUUUAUUUUAGACCUAUUUCUCAGAAGUCAUUGAUUUCUAUGGUUUUAAAAUUUCAGUCCAUGCAAGCAAUCUCCCCAGUAUUUCUAUAUGAGGCCAACUCCACGUUCCUUAUUGGUGUUCAUACCAUAUAGAUUCAUUUUAAAUAUGGCAAUCAAUGAAACUGACUAUAUCUGUAAUGUUUUUAAAUGCUUUUUCAAUCACA